Messenger RNA from Salvia splendens (bonfire salvia), 465 nucleotides. RefSeq lists its product as uncharacterized. The transcript is spliced from 5 exons. The record is from RefSeq and is a predicted model, not a curated record. Gene Ontology annotation, molecular function: RNA binding. The coding region runs from base 1 to 465 and encodes 154 amino acids. NCBI's taxonomy places the organism in Eukaryota, Viridiplantae, Streptophyta, Magnoliopsida, Lamiales, Lamiaceae. Gene Ontology annotation, cellular component: nucleus.
AUGACAAUUGAAGGAGAAACUGCUGUUAUCAAACAAGCAACCAAUGCCAAUGAAAAUGUCAUUGCAAAUGCCAGUACCAAUGUCAAUCUCAAUGGCAAUGGCAAUGGCAAUGAAAAUCUCAAGAAAAAUAGAAUUCAGGUGUCCAAUACCAAAAAACCACUAUUCUUCUAUGUCAAUCUUGCUAAGAGGUACCUACAACAGCAUAAAGAGAUUGAGCUUUCAGCCUUGGGCAUGGCCAUCACAACAGUUGUGACGAUAUCUGAGAUUCUAAAAAAUAAUGGAUUUGUUAACGAGAAGAGUAUCUUGACCUCAACGGUUGGAACAAAGGAUGUAGCUAAGGGUCGCACUGUUCAGAAAGCUAGGAUCGAAAUUGUGCUGGAGAAGUCUGAGAAGUUCGAUAGCCUAAUGAGUGCGUCACAAAAUGCAAACGCAAAUGGAAAUGGAAAAGUUGAAAACAAGCAGUGA